Molecule: messenger RNA, 1230 nt
Organism: Gastrolobium bilobum
Lineage: Eukaryota; Viridiplantae; Streptophyta; Magnoliopsida; Fabales; Fabaceae
Exons: 2
Coding region: 197-610 (137 amino acids)
Biological process (GO): response to ionizing radiation; mitotic cell cycle checkpoint signaling; double-strand break repair via homologous recombination
Cellular component (GO): SOSS complex
Molecular function (GO): DNA binding
Source: RefSeq, a predicted model, not a curated record
UCUUCUUCCCAGAAAAAAAAAAAAGAAAAAAAAGAAAAAAAUUUCCUUCUUGGGUAGGUUCCCGAAUAUUUACUCAAGUUCAUAUACUAUUAUUCCCGAAUUCUCGCAAUUGCGAAAUUUAAUCUCUCCGUCGUUGUUCUGUAACAGUCAAUCCAACAUCACUGCCGCACCAGGAUCUUGCAGGAACAUAUAAAAAAUGAUUCUUCUCAAAGACGUUGUGCCUGCAGCUCAAAACAACAUUGACACUAAAUUUAUACUUCUAGAGAAAGGCAGGACAACACUAGAAGGGCAAAAUAAGAUGUGCUUGGCGCUUGUAGCUGAUGAGACAGCAGCUGUUCAUUUUCAGCUUUGGGGAGAUGAGUGUAAUGCUUUUGAACCAGGAGACAUAAUUUAUCUGACAAAUGGCAUCUUUUCCUACCAGCGCAACAACCUUAUACUAAGGGCAGGCAAGAGAGGGAAGAUUGAGAAGAUAGGAGAGUUUACUAUGUCCUUUGUUGAGACGCCAAACAUGAGUGAGAUUCAUUGGAUUCUUGACCCAAGUAAUUCUAAGAAGUAUAUCCAGGAGUAUGUAAUAUCUCCCCAAUCACGCAUGUUCCCUCCGAUUCUGUAAAAGUGAUGUGCACUUUGACUUACUGCAAAAUUUACCCUGUCAAGUCUAUAGCUUGUUUCAGAUAAACCUACCUUUGUUUAAGCAAAUUUUUCACUAUGCCUAAAGGAAGGCAAUGUUUUUUAUUUUAUUUUAUUUUAUUUAUUUUGUUGUUGUGAUAGAAUGCAUUCUUUAGAUGAAAAAUUGCUGACAACUGCACUGGCCUCCAAGGCUUCUUGGUUUUCAAUUGCGUUGGUGGUGGCACAAGUUCCCUUCUCUUGAUUAUGGCAAGAAACCAAAGAUGGGAAUGUUGUUGCUGUCACCAUCAAGAGCAAGGGGACCAUUUAGUCUGUUGGUGCCCUGCUGGUUUGAAGAGUUGUUCCUGGGGUGACCUUGCUAAGGUGCAGAUGGCAGUUUAUAUGGUUUCAAACUCCACUAGUAUCAGAAUGGCUGAAGUCUUCGAGCGCAUUGACCACGAGUUUGACCUCGUGUAUGCCUCACCUGAGAAUCAGGAUGAGAAUGACCAAGGAAAUGAAUACUAGAAUCUAUAUCAGAUUGUUCUUGCAUUCUGUUUUCUUUCACGCCAAGUUGAGUCUUACUGGUUUGUUCCUUUGAAAACAUUGUCUGAUACCUUGUUAUGAAUC